AGCGUACAGAGGUGCGGGUAACAUGAACACGUUUUCAGGUGCAUUAUGGGCUCAUCUCUGCCUUCUGUUGCUGAGCAGCUUUUGAAAGACCUUCAGAGAACUUACUCGGAGACAAAGCAGAUACCAGAUGACCUACUAAUAGCAUUGCGAUUUGUGUUCGGCCCAUGUGCUCUUCAGGCAUUGGACCUGGUGGACCAGCGCUCUGUCACAUGUGUGUCAUCACCUAGCGGUCGAGAUGCAUUUCAGGUAUUAGGUGGAUCAGGGCGUCUGUACGCGUGCUUCACAUCCUGCCACUACUGCCCGUGCCCCACCUUCUCUUUCUCUGUGCUCAGGAGAAACGAGUCUGAUGGUGAGUGUAAGCACCUCCUGGCUGCCUGCCUGAGUCAGGCCAUGGGUUUGUGGCAGCAGGAGCAGGUCUCAGAUCAGCAGAUGACCCACAUUCUCUCAGGGCAAACUGAGGCCAGCACAUAAAUAACUGAUCCUGGAGCAGAGAGAGACUCUGGUUAGAACACCCGUGC
Messenger RNA from Sinocyclocheilus rhinocerous, 518 nucleotides. RefSeq names its product zinc finger SWIM domain-containing protein 7-like. The record is from RefSeq and is a predicted model, not a curated record. NCBI's taxonomy places the organism in Eukaryota, Metazoa, Chordata, Actinopteri, Cypriniformes, Cyprinidae. Gene Ontology annotation, cellular component: Shu complex. Gene Ontology annotation, biological process: double-strand break repair via homologous recombination. Gene Ontology annotation, molecular function: zinc ion binding. The transcript has 6 exons. Bases 46 to 471 code for a protein of 141 amino acids.